UACUUUUAGUAUAUUGAGUGGUUGCUUGUUUGCUUGUUGCAAUAAUAUAAUAGUAUUUGCUAUUGAUAUGUUUACGAAAACUGACAUCUUCAAAGUAAUAGAUGUACCUCUAAAUGAUUAUUGCUUGUCUUGGCUCGCGUCAAUGUUAAACAUAAAAGAUGUCGAUGUGUCAAAAUGGCCGAUCUUAACAAAGAACUAAACGAAUAUCUUCUUAGUAGUAAAAAUGAAAAGCAAUUCAAGAUCACGGUGCCCUCGGUGACGAUACCGAAAGCACAGAUUGGAAGAUGGUUUGGAAGAACCACCGACGACGACAGGGAAGAGACAGGAUGGAUGCAAGGUGCACAAAAAGAAUGCUGUCCUAGUAUGACGAGAAUUCAAAGGCUAGUAGCAUUCGUUCUGUGCUUUUCCAUGGGCGUGUUUUGUUUCUGUUUAUCGGCAAUGUAUAUUCCAGUUUUAUUACUCAAAGCAAGGAAGUUCGCGCUUCUGUAUUCUUUGGGCAGUGCUUUCUUCUUAUCGAGUUUUUGCUUCCUCUUGGGUCCAUUAAGUUACCUGAGAUCGUUAUUCACUGCUGAAAGAAGGUGUUUUAGCGUGACCUAUUUUGCAACUCUAAUAGGAACGCUCUAUUUUGCCCUGCAUUUACAAUCUACACCCUUGACUGUGCUAUGCGCUGUUUUACAGUUAAUAGCUAUGUUGUCUUUCUUGGCCAGUCAUAUACCUGGAGGAACUAAAGGUUUGAUGUUUUUUACAAAAAUAUUUAAAUCCUCUGUGAAAUCUACGUUACCUGUAUGAUAUUGUAGUUAUUUAGGCAUCAAAUACAUGUAUAAGAAAUGAA
Molecule: messenger RNA, 832 nt
Organism: Hylaeus anthracinus
Lineage: Eukaryota; Metazoa; Arthropoda; Insecta; Hymenoptera; Colletidae
Exons: 3
Coding region: 175-789 (204 amino acids)
Biological process (GO): vesicle-mediated transport
Cellular component (GO): membrane
Source: RefSeq, a predicted model, not a curated record